UAAUCUACUCCUUUGUUUACCAUUCUUUAUUCACCAUUUCCAAACUCGUACCAUUUAUUCUUUCUUGCUAUCUCUCUUUCCUAAGUUUUUCUAUCCCUUCAAAUCUGAUAAAUUAUGGAAGUCGCAGGAACAGCUUUGUCUGCUAUCCAAACUAUUCUUUCUGCAUUGCAAUCUCCUCAUCUUAAAAAAAUCAUUUCAAUCUAUGGCUAUGAAUCCAAACUUGAUGAACUCCAAAGCACCGUCAACGUCAUCAACAAGUCGCUUCGCAAAGCCCAGUCCGCGCAGGAGCUCCCAGAUGAUGUCCAAGGAUGGAUCGAGGAACUUAAGGAUGUUGUUUUUGAAGCAGAGGAUUUGCUCGAUGAGUUUGUCACUCUCGCCGAGCAGAACAAGCACUUGAAGGCUGACGGUACAAUAUCCAAGAAGAUGAAGCGCUUCCUUUCUCGUUCUAACCCUUUUCUUGUUGCUUUGAAGAUGUCUAAAGGGGUGGACAAGAUUCGGAAGAAGUUGCAUGCUUUUACUUACAACAAGCAGUUUAUGAUGGAGUUUAAUGAUGAGCCUAUCAAGUAUAGAAAGCCUGAGACUUGUUCGUAUGUGGAUGUUGCUGAAAUCAUUGGAAGAGAAGGCGACUUGGAGCAUAUUGUUGGUAGGUUGCUUGAUUCUGAUGUUCAAACUGAUGUUUCUUUCCUGUCUAUUGUGGGUAUGGGAGGAUUAGGCAAGACUGCUCUUGCACAGCUUGUGUACAGUGAUAAAAGAGUUGAAAGUGCAUUUAAUUUGAGACUGUGGCAUUGUGUCUCUGAUCAAGAUCAUAAACAGUUGAACAUUACUGGGAUUCUCGGAGCAAUUUUAGCUUUAUGUCCAAAUGAGAAAUGUACAGAUCAAUCCUCCUUGCAGAUUGUGCAAAGUCAACUUCAAAAGAAAUUAUCAGAUAAGAAAUACUUGCUUGUUUUAGAUGAUGUGUGGACUGAAAAUCGCAAUCAAUGGAUUGAACUAGUAAGUCUGUUGAAAGUAGGUCAAAAGGGGAGUUGGAUUGUGGUGACUACACGUUCACAAGUGACAGCAAACUUCAUGGGAUAUGAUUCAAUGUACCAGCUUCAAGGCUUGAAAAAGGAAGAUUCAUGGAGCUUGUUUGAGAAGGUAGCUUUUAGUUCAGAGCAGUGGAAUCAUCAUGAUGACUUGGUCGAAAUCGGGCAAAAGAUUGUUGAAGCAUGUGGUGGAGUUCCUCUUGCCAUAAGAGUGGCAGGAAGUCUUGUAUAUGGCGAAGACAAGAAGAAGUGGGAAGAAGUCCAGGAAAUCGGUGUGGCCAACAUGGGCAAUAAUGAUAUCACACAAAUAUUGAAGCUAAGUUAUCAUCAUCUUCCAUUCUCAUUGAAAAAUUGUUUUAGUUUUUGUGCCAUUUUUCCGAAGGAUUAUAGAAUGGAAAAGAACACAUUGAUAAACCUUUGGAUAGCACACAACUAUAUUGUUCCAUCACACAAAGGUCAGAGCAUUGAAGAUGCAGGUGAAGAACAUUUUCUAAUAUUGUUGAGAAGGUGUUUCUUCCAAGAUAUAAAAAAAGAUGUUGAUACAAGUGAGGUAGAUUCGAUUAAGAUUCACGAUCUUUUGCAUGACAUUGCUCAAGAUGUCUCGAGGAAGGAGAUUUUUGCAGGAACUAGUAAAAGUGACGACCUACAUAAAAAUAUUCGCCAUCUCUCACUAUUCAACAAGGACAAAAGAUAUGAAAUUUCUUGUUUGGAUAUACCGCGUUUACGUUCGUAUCUUGAUUAUUGGUAUUUUAGGUAUGUGGAUAAUAUUGAUGCGGAGAAAUUAAUGAAAAGUUGUAGGAACUUAAGGGCAUUAAGAUUAGAAAUUAAAGAUUAUUCAAUUUUAAAUUACGUAGGUGAAUUAUUGCAUCUACGAUAUUUAGAUCUCUCAUCAAACCACUCAUUAGUAGUGCUCCCUAAAUCAAUAACAAAAUUAUGUAAUCUAGAAAUAUUAAUUUUAUAUGGUUGUCGCAAUUUAAUAGAGUUACCGAAAGAUUUGAGUAGGUUGAUCAAACUUAGGGUGUUAGAUAUUUCAAAUUGUUUUAAGUUGAAGUAUAUGCCCAAGGGUAUAUGGAUAAGUUGACAUGUCUUUAUAGACUGAGUGAUUUUAUAGUGGGUGGUAAGGAUAGUUAUUCAAGUUGGUCAGAAUGGUUUUUAGGAUUAGAAGAGUUGAAAGAUCUUAAAAACCUUCAUGGUCGACUUAGAAUUAAAAUAAAGUUGCCUAAAAAUAUAAGUCAAGAUCAAAUCUGGGAGGGGAAAAGAUUUUAUUUGAGGGAUAAAAAACAUCUCAAUCACAUUCAUAUUGAUUUUUAUUUUAAUGAUGUGGGAGCAAUGAAAUUGAUAGAAGAUCUGCACCCACCUUCUAGUCUUCGCUUUUUUGAGAUGCGGUAUUGUAUUGGUAAGCAAAUGCCAGAGUGGAUAUCCCAUCUUCCAAACCUUGUAAAUCUUGUUCUUUAUCAUUGUUACAAGUUGGAGUACCUUGAAUGCUUUGGAAAUGUAGAAGAAAGGUCAAUCCUCCCUUCUCUUCAAAAACUUAAGUUACAAUUACUACCAAAGUUGAAAGGAUGGAGGAGAGGAGGGGUUGGGGUGGAAGAUAACAACAACUCCUUAUUAUGUCUUCCUUCUUUGAAGGAAUUACAUAUAGAUGAUUGCGAGGAGCUGACGUGUUUUCCGGUGUGUCCUAGAUUGGAGGAAUUGUUUUUAAGCAGAUUCAAUACAAGAUUGAAUGGGAUAAUGACAAGAACAGAAAGAGAUGAUGAAGAAUCAAGAGAAGUCAUUGUUUUGGAAUCCUCAAAAUUAAGAAAAGUGAAAAUUAAUGAUGUGGCAUGGCUGAAUUCACUACCUAUUCAGGCUCUUCAACGUCUUGAAACCUUAACAAUAUUUUGGGAUGAGAAAGUGGAGAAUUUGGGAGAAGUUAAGAAGGUGUUCCGUGCUUGCUCUUCUUCUCUUCGAAUUCUGGAGAUUGAACAUUGCCGCAAUUUAAGGAGUAUAGUGGCUGGAGAAUUGGAACAUCUCUCUGCUUUGGAGACAUUAUCUAUAUCAUCGUGUGUAAAUCUGAAAUUCUCGAAAGAAAAAGAAGAAAAUGACGGUGUUGGAUACAAUCCAUCCAUUCUUCCCUCUCUUCUCACCUUGUCGUUGAAUGAACUCAAAAAGAUGGAGCAUCUGCCAAACUGGAUGCAAUUCUUGCCUGCCCUCCAAACUCUUCAAAUAUAUGAUUGUCGUAGGCUGAAAGCAAUCCCGAAUUGGAUGCCCAAACUCACCUCUCUCAAGCAAUUCCACCAGAAAAAGACUGGCCUUACAUUCAACACAUCCUCAACAUUCAAUUUAUAAAUUGUUUUUAUUAAGAGAAUUCUGAUGAAGAUUAUUGGGAUGAAGAGUAUUCUGAUGAAGACAAUGAAUAACUCCAUAGCUCUCCUGGCCCAUCGUCAGGGAACACAAAACUCUGGUUUGGUAAAAAAGGAACUUUACUGUUGGAAUGGUGCAAGUUGAAAUUCUACGUAAAACGAAGUCUCAAUUCAUAGCUUUUGUCUCGGGUGAUACUCAUAGCUUUCUUUCUUUGCACAUACGCUCGUAUAUCUUGAUGUGCUAGAGUGCUGGGCAUCGACCUUGUUUUUUGGCAAACCAAAAAACAAGUGUAGAAGGCGGAAAAAUCUUGCAUGAGUUUCCUGCAAACUUUUCUUAAGUUUUCACUUUCCAUAUAUAAAUGAUUUCUAGAAGAAAUAAUGGAACAAAAACCCUUGUAUUUGUAUAUUUGAAGACACUUUUAUAGGUCGUAUUUAAGGUGUGACUAAAUUACCAGCAUUGUUUACCUUGAUUCUGUAUCAUACAUAUGAUCUUCAGAUCAGCAAAGGCCCUCUGAAGUACUAGUGUAUUCACUUUACUUUCCCUUACAUUAAGCAGAUUGAAAUGAAUGUUCACUCUAUAAGUUAUUAGAGCCCUUUCUCCCAUAGUCAUAUGGUUUUGGGAUGGUAUUUCCUUAGCUUAUAGAGUGUGUGCAGCUCGUGUUUCACCAUUUAUAUGCUGACAUUUUAACAUGUACAAGCAUAAAUUAAAAACAUAACAAUGAAUGAUAGUGUACUAUGUUCAUCACUCAUGGAUUUUUAUUCACAAGACUGAAAAAGUUGAUUCUGUAUCAAGUUUGCCAUGUUGAGAGAAAACUGUGAAGGGUCCCGAUCAAGGAGCUUGGCGCUAUAAUAUUGUCCUACCUUGAUGCCGUUUCAAGCACCUACACAGCUUCUCUAGAUUCAGAACAGCUUUGACUUGAAGAAACAAGGAGGUUUUCUUACUCAGUGCUGCUGUUUUCGAUCUCUUUGAUAGUUCGGUACCUGAAUAUUUGAUCUCACUGCCUUUCAUUAGUUUUUUCUUGCUCGUUAUGUUGAAGGAAAACCGUGGAAGGAACUUGAACAAGGAAUCGAAGACUACUGUAUGGUCCUACUUUGGAAGAACAUGAAUCCGGAGUCGACUUAUUCAACUGCGUACAUUUGAUACUCCACAUUGCAGCACACUUCACUUUCAUUACAUCAUCCAAGACAAUCAAGUAUUUCUUUCCCGAUAGCUGUUCACGAAGUUGGCUUUUCACUGAAUCCAUGGUGGAAUCAAUAUAAUUCUUGCCUAAAAUCUUGCCAAGAGUUUCUUUCACAUCCAGUUGUUUCUGAUCUUGAUCAGAAACACAGGUCCAUAACCUCAAUGGAAAUGCACUUAUGAUCCUUGAAUCAUUAAAUACAAGUUGGGCAAGAGCAGUUUUGCUUAAUCCACCAAUUCCUACAAUUGUAAGGAAAGUAACAUCAUGCUGAACAUUAGAAUCAAGCAACAUACAACAAUGCUUUCCAAUUCACCCUCCCUCCCAAUGAUAUCUCCUGCAUCCACUGAAGAACAUGUUUCGGUUUUUAUCUUCCUGAUAGGCUGAGGAUCAAGCUUAAAGUGAAAGUGACUACUACAAGCAAUAACAUCCAACUUCUUCUUGAUAUUCACAACCCCUUUAGACAUUCUAUAAGUAACAUGAUCAUGUUGUAGAUUAAAAUUCGAAAAGAAGUAGCGCACCUUUUCAGAGAGUCUAUGACAAGAUUUCAGGAGCUUCUUUUGCUUAGCAAGAGUCGAAAACUCGUCCAACAGAUCAUCAACUUCAAAAACAGCAUCCUUCAGCUCCUCAAUCAAAUUCUGUGCUUGAUUAGAAAGAUCCUGCUUGGCCUCGGCAUCACAGAGAACAUCAUUGAUGGUGAUGAUGGUGUUUUGUAGGUAUCAAGUUGGAUUUGUAGCUAGAAAUUGUGAGAAUUUCUUGCAAGUCUGAACAUUACACUGCUGCAAGCAGAGUUUGAUUAACAAUUAAUACUGUUCCCAAAUCCAUGUUCAGUUUCAAUGACAGAAAAUCUUGUACAAGGGUGUGAAA
This is a messenger RNA of Amaranthus tricolor (Joseph's coat), 5406 nucleotides long. RefSeq names its product putative disease resistance protein RGA3. The transcript is spliced from 4 exons. Gene Ontology annotation, molecular function: protein binding; ADP binding. Gene Ontology annotation, biological process: defense response to other organism. The record is from RefSeq and is a predicted model, not a curated record. Bases 115 to 2103 code for a protein of 662 amino acids. NCBI's taxonomy places the organism in Eukaryota, Viridiplantae, Streptophyta, Magnoliopsida, Caryophyllales, Amaranthaceae.